AUGUUGAGUCCCGUAUGUGCUUUUUGGGACACUGACUCUCCUUUUUAUACCUAUGUCUUCAUUUUCAUCAUUAUUCUAAUCAUCUGGCAACUGAAACAGAGUUACCAUGGAUUGAAGUAUGAACAUAAAAGGAGCUGCUGCCGGCGUCAUCAAAAAGUCAGGCAAAGGGCUAGAGAUGCAGCAUCGAGAGCUAGGAGACUUUCCCAGGAAGAAGCUGAGAAGCCAUGGGAGCUGCUCUCCAUCAUGAAAAGCCAAAGCUGGCUCCCAAAGGACAGACAUGUGCGGCAGCUCCUGUGUGCAGACCCCUGCUGCAGAACAUGCAAUACUGCACUGCUGGAGAUUCAGCAACUGCUGGAGGGUGAGAGCAAACAGAUCUCCCCCACAUCCCCAGAGCUCCCCCAGGACUCUUCUUGCCUAGAGAUGUCCAUGUCAAGUCUGUCUUUUGAGCAGCAUGUGGAACAUUGUCCCAGGUACUCCACAGACAUUUCAUGGGCACCUGUAGCCCCAACUCUGACACAACUAUCAGAAUACAUAACCCAGUCAACCAGUGCAGUCAGCAUUCAAGAGUACUGGGGAGAUCACCUCCAAGUAAGACAGGAAUUUCAACUGGCAGCCAUGCCGACGGUCCCAGAGACUGUGGUUUCUUCAAGACCUGAGGAACCUAGGGUUUUAGUGAAUGAGGAUGUGAUGGUGCAAAACAAUCCAAACUUUGUCCAGGGCAACCAAAACCAGCAAGUCUGUUUUCAGUCCCCAAACCCAGAGGUCACUAAUUUGACACAUCCUAUAGCCUUGUCCUUGGUCCCCACGGGCCACCUGUCAUUUCUCAGUCCUCAAGUGUUAACCCUUCUUGAAGUACAUUUGAAAAAAUUGGCACAUUUUCAAAGGUGGGGGCUUCCCAGACGUGUAGAGGAUUCUGUACGGCAACUCAUGCCAAACUCGCUGGUGUGUUACCAGCCUGAAAGUAACCAGCCAGUUUCUUUUAUUCCAAACAAUACUACUCAAAUCUGUGUUCAUAGAUUGGGGAAUAUUUCCCACCAGAUCUGGUGCUCUUAUAUGACCAGCCAACCUACCCAGGCCUUUUGGGUUUCUGAAUGGUCCAUUAUUGACCCAAAUCAAAGAAAACACUAUCAACAAAUUCCAAACUCUAUGGCAAUAGCCUUUCUCUCUCCCAGUCUUAAAGCACUCAGUGGCCUCUGCACACUACCUGGAGGACAGACUGAAGCUUCAGGGAGCAGCUUGCAGAAGAAAUACAGCCAGCUAUUCUGCGGCCUCCCUUCUCUGCACAGCGAGUCCCUUGUAGCCACUUUCUUGGGCUCUCAUAGGUUUUCCAAGAACAAGAAUAUGUCCAAGCUCUCCUUGAAGGAUCCUCAUCUACUGAAGGAGCUCUCACUUCUCCCCUUACUGCCAAAACCUCCACCUAAAUCAGCUGCAGCCUCUUCCCCAGCUGCUCUAAAGGACAAGUCUCCACAUGAGCAUCAAGGAGCUCAGAUCAGUGUCCCGUUUCUGACUAUGGCUGAGUGUGAAGCCCUGGAAUGGCAUGUCCACCAGAAGCAGCUGCAGCUUCAGUGUGGCCUCCCGGCUGUCUUUCCAGAAUCUCAGCAUGCUCAGAGCCGCACGCAGGAUGAGGCAGGCGACAAAGCCCAGCCUCCAGGGGCUGUGAAAGCUUCCUGGCCAGGGAAGACCAUCUCGGUCUUCACCAGAAAACGUCUCUUCUUCCCCGAGCCUGCCCGCAGGCAGCUGGAAUUCCACCUCCAGAGGCAGUUAAUCCACCUCCGCUGGGGUCUGCCCCAGAGGAUCCAGCAGUCCAUCCAGCUGUUCCAGUCCUCCACUGACCAGCAGCCCCUGACCAGGAGUGGCAAAGUCCUGCCCAAUGCAGGCACCCCACAGCCUGGGAAGCAGGAGGCUGAUGAAGCCAAUGGCCGGUUCUCACCCACAGUGAAUCAAAUGUUGACCCCCAUGCCACACUUGCUUGCUCGGGCCAAGGCAGUGUUGCAGAACCAUGUUGACACCAAAUGUGAACAGAUCCAGCAGGGCAAUGUCCCUGCCUAUAUCCGAAGCUCUUGGGAAGGCAGAAUUCCUGGGAGCCUGGAAGUGGCACCCUCACCCUAUGUUCCACAAGUCCAGCCCCUGGAUGCUGCGCCAACAGCCCCUGGCCGUGAGCAAGAGGCCUCACCAGGCGCGGUGGCCGAACACUGCAAGCGGCCGCAAGCCCUGCCCGAGGAAACCGUCGAGAAGCUGGAGACGGCUCUGCGGCACAAGUACCUCACCUUCCUGUCAGGCCUGCCUGCUCUGUACGGCGCGGCUCUCUCGGGGGCCUCGUCCCCGGAAGCGGCCGCGGGCCAGCCCGAGAUGGCGGACGCGGCGCCCGGCCCUGCGCGAGUCCCAGCGGCGCCCCUCACGCGGCCGAGCUCUCCCGAGGACCCGCGGGAGCCGCCCGACCCCGAGGAGGAGCCGCAGCCCGGGGCGCAGGCCGGAGAGAGCGGGCAGGCGCCUGCGGAGAGCCGGACGCGUCCCGCCUGCGCCCCGGCACUCACCACGCCCGUCCUGACCACGCUGAACUUCCACGUGAAAAGAAAGGUCCCAGCAAUACAACCAGGAGCCUCUGAGCGGGAGAGGGAGGUCGAGGACCCAACAACAGCGGAGGCCACAUCCGCGUCCCCUGGAAGUCCCAACGACCAAGGAGAAAUGGUGCUUCAGAAGCCACCCGUCCCACCGGACUUUCUUCCUGCCCUGGACGCAAAAUGGGUCCACUUCAAAGAACAGCUGAACAAUGAGUUGAAGGCAGUGUACAGUAACCAGAAGCAGCUUACUUCCGAAACAAUGCCGGAUGGUUCUGCCCGCUGGGCCUCCAAACAGCUCAGCAGAGACAUGGCUGAGGCCCAGGUGCUUUGUGUUCAGGUAGAAGCCGGUAGGAACAGCCCCAACCUACAGGAACCCUGGGCUGCAGAGCCGCAAGGUCCUGGCAAGCACAAGGACUCAGCCCAUGGCCCCAGGCUAGCAGAAAGGAGCAGGGCCCCAGAGAAACCCAAAGGAGCAGGAGACCUCGGGGAAGGGGACGCAGGGCUCAGGCUCCUCCCGACCACAGGGGAAAGACCUCGUGCUGGAGCUCAGAGGUCAGACAAAACACUUCUGAGCAGGACGCCCCACAGUUCCUGGCAACAGAAGCACGGCUUCUACUUUGUGGAUCCCUGUCCAGAUGGGCCCCGGGAGACCCCUCAGCUUCAGCUGCCACAGCCACCUCCGGGAGGCCCUGGGGGCCAAGGAUCUGCACAUGACAUGAAUGACAGCCAAACCGAGCUUAACGUCAUCCUGGAACCUGCCAGGAUUCCCGAGAAUGCCCUGCCCGCAGUGCCCCAGGCUUCCAAGGGCCAUCCUUUCUUUGGCCAUCCAACUCAAGGGAAGCUUUUGCAGAGCCAAACUGGGCAAGGUCGAGUCUUGCAGAGACCAGUGAUGCCAGCCACUCCUCACAAAAGGCCCAGCCUUCCCGAGUCUGCCUGGCGAAAGAGGAUGAAAUCCUUCCUGCACUCUAUUAACCUCAGGACGAAAGGCAAAGGCCCUGUGGAAUCCACCACCUCCACAGCUGCGAAAGUGGCCAGAACCAGAAAAGAAAAUGUUGACAAGAGCCCGAGCCCCGCCCCAGCCAAAAGCCUCGCGGAGAACACUAAGCCAGAGAAACCAAGAGGGCCCAAGGGCCAAACUGCCCCCACUGAGAAGCCAGUGGGCCCAGCCUUCCUAACUGGCACCCACUCCUCAAACAAUGAGAUCCGGCUAAGAUCUCGACAAGGCGGCUCGGCCUCAGUCCCAGGGUACCCCCGCCAUUGUCCUCGACACUGUCCUCGAAUGGCUUGUGUUACUCACCUAGGAAGCCUACCUUAG
Molecule: messenger RNA, 3876 nt
Organism: Jaculus jaculus (lesser Egyptian jerboa)
Lineage: Eukaryota; Metazoa; Chordata; Mammalia; Rodentia; Dipodidae
Product: protein FAM205A
Exons: 5
Coding region: 1-3876 (1291 amino acids)
Source: RefSeq, a predicted model, not a curated record